Molecule: messenger RNA, 1533 nt
Organism: Trypanosoma cruzi
Lineage: Eukaryota; Euglenozoa; Kinetoplastea; Trypanosomatida; Trypanosomatidae
Exons: 1
Coding region: 1-1533 (510 amino acids)
Source: RefSeq, a predicted model, not a curated record
AUGCCCUCCACGACGUCGCAUCCCCCGUUUAAGUCUGCCGCGAUUCGUCGCGGUGUUUUGGGAGACUUCGAAAAGACUGCGAAGGGCGACAGGCAAAAUAUCGACGGCGGUGACGAGCGACGGCCUUUCAUCUCGAUUGCGCAGCCGUCCGCAGCGCCAGCGUUGGCACCUCAGCGAGGUAAAGAGUGGCGUGCGUACCCCAAAGUACCUUUUUACGCCGUUAUGCAGGGUCUGCAGCUGGUGAUCAACGUGGCAGGGCCCGAAGAGGACGCGGGUGAUGGUUUGAAUGAUGCCGGCCUUUUAAGGGGCCUUUCGAUGCUGCAGGAGAUGUUACAAGCAUCCGCCACAAAGUACGGCGGUGUGUACUAUAUAAGUGCUCUGCCGGCAAGCCGCAACACUCUUCUUUAUCCUGCGCACGCUACCCGUUCUCAUACCGGCGCAUCUGCUCUUUCUUCAGUCGCCACAACUGCCGAGUUGGACUACUGGAAGUAUCUUCAAGCCUUACAAGAUGUCUUUUACCGCUUUGCUGAGCUGCGUGAUCUCUGUUGCACCGGAUUUUCAAAAGAGCACUGCACGCAUCACGUUUUCUUUUUACGCAUCACAGAACACCCUCGAUUGAAGGAUCUCAUGGCGAUGCUGGCCAUUGAAAAUUCUCGUCUGUGCUUCUGCCUGUGCGCUUCUUCAAGGGUGACACAACAAUAUUUUACGCAGCGUGCGCAGGAUGUGGGGGUGGAACUGGAGUGGGUGUUGGGUUCCACGUUGGUGACGGAGCCAGAGAGGCUGGCGAUGACGGAAGUCAACCCCGUCUUUGCACUUUGGGACGUGUUUGUGAAUCUUCCGCUUCACACCACUUUUGCCGCGCAGGAGGCGAGUGGUGCGGCAGCGAUGACGUUAUCUCCUGACGGGGUCACCGCUGAACGCUUCUUGCAGAACAUAAAUGUAACACUUGUGUCCUCACUACGUUUUGCCGGAAGCGAGUGGAGUUCCCAUACUGUGCGGCUGUGCGAGGUGGGGCAGCUUUCUGAGUCUGGUCGACGGCGACUUGUGUGGUCAUUGAUGGCAACCCCAUGUGUCGUGCUGCCACAGCUUGUGUCGGGUCUUGUGCGAUGUCUCGUGGAGGAAAGCCCAGUCGAUUACUUUGAGAUGCGCUUUACACAUGACAUGGCCACGGCUACCGGGAGGGAAGGAGCGGAGAACGCAGGCCGUGGUGUCGCAUAUGUGACGGGGGCUCGCCGCGGGGUGGUGCAGCGCAAGAGUGCUUCCUCCACCAGCAACAACAACUUUUUUGCGUUUAGCCGGCUCAGCGCGGAGGCGUGGCUUUCAGAUGAUGACCGCCGUUACUACGGCCUUUUUCUCAAGGAUGACCCGGUGCCGUUGGAAUGCGAGUUCACUGUGGAGUCACUGCGGUAUCGCCGGCAGGCGGGCCAAAACGAGCCCACUACGGGCGAUGACGUGUUCCACCCGCAGUGCUGGGGCUGCGGCUUUCAGAUGGAGAACCACGUGGAGCGUAUAUUGGUUGACGACGAGGAGUGA